Messenger RNA from Symbiodinium sp. CCMP2456, 1449 nucleotides. NCBI's taxonomy places the organism in Eukaryota, Dinophyceae, Suessiales, Symbiodiniaceae. The record is from the annotation of a GenBank genome assembly.
AUGUGGUUGGCAUAUAGCUACUUCCACAAUGGCGACUACAAGAAAGCCAUCGACACCUACGACGAUGCCAUGAGAAAGGAGAACGAUCCGAACAUCGCAGUCUAUAAGGCCUGUUGUCACUAUGCCCUGUGCCAAUACCAAGAGGCAGAGGAGGAGGCGACCAAGGCUCCCGACAGCCCCUUGAAGUCGCGAGUUCUCUUCCAGACCGCUCACAAGCGCAAUGACGAGAGCGCCAUGAUGAUCCACCACCAGGCGCUCUCAGAAAGCAAGGAAGACCAGCUAUGCCUGGCCGCGAUACAGUAUCUCAGGAGUCAUUUCCAGGAGGCCACAGACAUCUACAAAAGGAUGCUGGUGGAAGAUCGAGAUGAUUUGGCCCUGAAUGUGUACAUCGCCCUCUGCUACUACAAACUCGAUUACUACGACGUGGCAUUAGAGAUUCUCCAGGCCUACAUCACCAAGUAUCCGCAGAGCAUCGUGGCAGUGAACCUGAAGGCUUGCAGCCACUACCAACUCUACAACGGCAAGGCUGCCGAGGCAGAGCUGAAGGUCCUGCAGCAGGCUAGCAGUAGUGGCAACAUUUUUCAAGAGCAUGAUCUACUCCAGCACAACCUGGUCGUGUUCAGAAAUGGCGAGAAUGCGAUUCAAGUUCUGCCACCACUCUUGGACAUUGUACCAGAGGCUCGGCUCAACCUGGUGAUCUAUCACCUUAGGCUCGGCGAGGCGCAGGAGGCGUACAACCUCAUCAAAGACUUGGAGCCUUCAAUGCCAAGGGAGUACAUUCUGAAGGGGGUUGUCUUCGCCGCGCUCGGACAGGCGACGAACUCUAGAGAUCACUUGAAGCUGGCGCAGCAACUCUUCCAACUGGUUGGCGCUUCGACAUCUGAGUGCGACACCAUUCCAGGCCGGCAAUGCAUGGCUUCCUGCUUCUUUCUGCUACGCCAAUUUGAGGACGUUCUCGUAUACCUGAAGUCGAUCAAAGCCUACUUCUCCAGCGAUGAUGACUUCAAUUGGAACUACGGCAUUGCCUGCGCCGCAUCAGGGGACUACAAAGAAGGAAAGGAGGCGCUCCUUCAGAUCCAGAACGAGAAGUAUCGUGCCGAGUUCUGCUGGAUGAGCUGGCUUUCUCGCUGCCACAUCAUGAGCAACGAGCCUAAUCGCGCAUGGGAGAUGUACGUCCGAAUGGAUACAAGCAACGAGUCGUUCAACUUGCUCCACCUCAUAGCCAAUGACUGCUAUAAGAUGGGCCAGUUCUACUACGCUUGCAAAGCCUUCGACGUGCUGGAGAGGUUAGAUCCGGAUCCCGAGUUCUGGGAAGGCAAAAGGGGCGCCGCCGUGGGCAUCCUUCAGCGUUGUGCUGCCGGGAAGGAGUCCCCAGACAAGCUCCAGGACGGUCUUUUGCAGGUCAGGGUUCAGGGUUUAGGGUUUAAGGGUUUAGGGUUUAGGGUUUAG